AUGUGCAACAGCACUACUUGCUACCAUGCCCUCCCCAUGCUUCGCGGGCUGAGCGGCCGCCGCAGUCGCGCACGAGCUUCAAGGGAAUCCCGCAAUCGUUCCAAUAACACCCUCUUGUACUUCAUUCUCGCCGUCAUCGUCUUCGAAGAAGUGACCCAAGUGGUCGCAGGUCGCGAUUACUACGACAUUCUUGGCGUAUCCCGCGACGCCGAUUCUUCCACUAUCAAACGCGCAUUCCGCAAGCUCGCUGUCAAGUACCAUCCAGACAAAAACCCCGGUGACAAAACGGCAGAGAAGAUGUACGUUGAGCUCAACAAUGCUUAUGAAGUCCUUGGCGACAACUCAAAACGACAACGCUAUGACAUGUACGGCGAAGACGGCCUAAAGGGUGGGGAGCAGGAUGGCGACGCCGACGAUUUCUUCUUUAACCCGUUCGGACGUCGAAACCGUCAGAGGGAAAGACGCGUUCCAGACGUCUCUGUUCCGCUCAGCGUUAGUCUUGAAAUGCUGUAUAAUGGCGGCGUUAUGGAAGUCUCUCAUAAGAAGCGAGUAAUUUGCUCCAGGUGGUCAGACUGCGAGAGCAAAUGCACCAAGUGUGGGGGUAGCGGUAUGAUCAUAACAACGAGACGGUUAGGACCGGGCUUCGUACAACAGAUGCAGCAGACCUGUCCAACGUGUGGAGGAACGGGCAAGAUCGGAAAACCGAACUGCAAGUCUUGUCCGAAGGGACAAUUCGAGCAAGUCGAAAAAAUGCUUCUCAUUGAUAUAGAAAAAGGUAUGAGAAAUGGACAAACUAUCACCUUUGAUGGUCAGACCGAUGAGAAGCCGGAUCAUUAUCCAGGUAAUCUUCAUUUUGAAAUCGACACCAAAGAACAUGACCGGUUUCAGCGCGAUGGAAAUGAUCUUCACUAUUAUCUGGAUAUCAACUUGUCUGAGGCACUUGUCGGGGUCGAUCGCAUUGUCCGGCAGCUGGAUGGGAGAGAGGUGAGCAUCCAAACUCGCGGAGUGAUCAGCCCCAAAGAGAGAGUCGUCAUUGAGGGAGAGGGUAUGCCUGCGUUUGACGGUGUAGGGAGAGGCAACUUGGUUGUCGAGUUUUGGGUCCAGUUUCCGGAGACUCUGACAGACGAGCAGAGGAAGGGUGUCAUCGAAAUACUAGGAAAGCCGCCUACAAAAGAUGAAACAGGGGACGGAACUAGCAGUGCUAGCGAAUCCGCAGACACCGAAAAAACAGAGUUGUAG
Molecule: messenger RNA, 1239 nt
Organism: Chondrus crispus (carragheen)
Lineage: Eukaryota; Rhodophyta; Florideophyceae; Gigartinales; Gigartinaceae
Product: Heat Shock Protein 40, HSP40
Exons: 1
Coding region: 1-1239 (412 amino acids)
Biological process (GO): protein refolding
Cellular component (GO): cytoplasm
Molecular function (GO): Hsp70 protein binding
Source: RefSeq, a predicted model, not a curated record